CGCUGAGUGCACCAUGUCAUGUUCAAUCCGCACAACAUAACCCGCAUUCAAACAUUCAAAAGGUUACCCGUCAUAACGGCUGGGAUGAGGACACCCGUACGAAACAAAUCAACAGAUUUGACGAAUCGAAGACAAAUCAUACAAGGAUUCACAAGAUGAAACCAUCAAGAAGACGGUUCCAAGAGGCCUGGUCAAUUCCGAUCGACGGAGACGGUCCAAACGGCCCACACGUGGCUAACGUAAUUAGUCAUCGCUCCAGAAAGUACAAUCGAAAAUCGCCAACAAUGCCAUCCAUUGUUGACCAACCGUUCAACCGCGACAAUCGAGGUAACCAGGCAGUCUGGGCGCGAACCAACGACCAGACAAGCCCUGAGAAGAGAGGGCUAGGGCUUGAGUCACCUGUGGUGGAGUGUGGAGAGGAUUCCAUGACCCUGACAGUCAGAGGAGGCAGAACCUCACUCAAGGUAGAGAGAGCCAACACAUCAGGCUUACCUCUCUCCCGGCUGCCUCCUCAGUGUGGUUACUCGGUGAAGACCAACUCAAGGGACCUGAGUUUCGACGUGCCAUACAACGCCUGCCACGUCCAACAAGAGGACGGGAGGCAUGUUCUUCCCCUUAUCUGGAGGGGCAUCCCAGUGGAAAUGUCCUGCCCGGUCUCGGAGACCCAAACUCAGCCCCGCAAGCGGCCGUCUCCCACCCUGGCCCAUGUGCUCCAGUUCCUCAAGUCCUCAGUCUGCUGCACCUCCAAUGGGUUGACCUUUAUCCUCCCUGAACAAGGGGCAACAGCCGAGCUACAAGUCAAGGUGAGAGGGGAAUGGCGCCCUCUGCUGCCUCUGGCCUGGCAGUGCGGCUACAGUCUCAACAGACAGCAUGGAGGAGAGAUGUUAGUGUCUGCUAGCUACACCGCCUGUGGUGUCCUAACCAAGGACGGCCAGCACACCCUGGCCCUUCGGAUCGAAGAAGAGGUGGUGACCCUGGUCUGUCCUGCUGGUCUCUCAGACGAGGCACCUGCCAUCCCUGUUCGCCAACACCCAACCAUGGGGUCGUCCAGCCCGUCCUCAGAGACAUGGGUAGCCAAGGUCCAACCUUUCUACACCCACACCUCCAGCACUCCUCCCUGGCCCCGCACCUCUGGAAGUCCUCCCACUUCUGCCAGGUUCUCAGUCCACUUCUCUGCUGCCAUCCACCCUCAUCCCCACCCCCACAUCUAUCACUACCACCGUCAACAUCAAAACCCCCUCAGUGAGUCCUACUGGGCCCCCUACCCCACCAACGACCCCCUCCUGCACCCUAGACCCACCGUGGGUCCAGCCGGGUCAGAACCUGGGUUAAAGCCGCCCACCACUUCUCCUCCUACCCCUAGUGGAGACUCCUACACUGAGGCCCACACCACACAGACGUCCACCUCCAUCCUGCACUCCUUCGAGCCAGUUCAUCCCCGGUCCGCUCCCCUCCAGACCUCUGACAUGGAGCUUCACCCUUACUAUCACUUUUACCAUCACCCCAAAAUCCCUGUCCCAUUCCCAGAGCCAGACCCUAACCCAGCUGAGGAACCCAGAACCGGAAAACAGACCGUCCCCAGUAAAAGAGCAGUGUGGGUCGAUCCGCCUGCCCCCAUCUCCAGCCCACCUACCUCCCGGACCAGGACCAUCUCCUACCCCAUCGUGCCUUGGCCCCGCCCCAAGACGGGUCGGUUUGUCCCACUGCCUUCCCCCCGGCUCAACUAUCCCCCCAGAGCAGACUUGCACAGCCUCUCCCGCCCCCCGGGCAAACAGAUUGAGGAAUCGGCCCCUGCAGACGCGGGCUAUGAGUCACACCCAAGAGGCCGCAUCAGAUGGUUGCCAUGGUUGCUUGAUCCUCGAGCCGGUCCGGCCCCCUCAUUUCCCCCCUCGUCUGAUCCUCCUCAAAUCCUGAAUCUGAAUCCAAAAACUGGAACCCCUCCUCUCCCCUCUCCAUCCCAACCCCUUGUUCCUCUAUAUCACACCCCUCCUCCUCCCAACUACCUGGAUUCCCCUCUCUCCAAAUCAGCUUCAAGGAACACCCCCCAGCAGGACACGAACCCUGCGACACCCCCCCCUGCUCCCUCACCUGACCCCCUGCCUCCCCCCUUCAUCUACAUCUACCACCCCUACUACUACCAGGACGGUAAUCCUUACAGGACACCUCUACCUGAUGACAUUCUCCCUCCUCCAUCUACAACACCGGGGACAACUCCAUCUCAGAGCCCCGUUCCUACUGUUACCAUGGCACCCCGUCACCAUUCAGUCUCCGCCCGAUCCCACCAUAAAUCCAAAAUGGCGUCCGGUGAAUCUCGUAUUCCUCCAAGGGUUGGUCCUCUACCUAACAAACAUCUGCCCAUGGAAUCUCCAUUAGUUCCUGACAUCCCACCUGAUCAUCCUCUGUACCCAUACUACUACUACUACUACCACCAGUACUACCAGCCCAGUGAACCUACACCGGACCAGGACCGGGGCAGUACACCGAUGCCAGUGCUGGAGCUCUCUAAACCCCCCCUGGUUCUUGACCAACUGGUCACCCCUCCCUCAGGUCCGAGCCUUGAAGGCAUGUUGUAUUCUCAGCCCAGCCCUCCCAUGUCUCAACAGCAGCAGGACAAUCUUCACCCAAAGUUCCUAGGCGAUGAGAAGGUUACUGAAAAGACAGAUUUCAGUUCCGUGUCUGACACCCAGACUCCCUGUGGCCUUGGCUCCAUCUGCAGUGGCCCCGUAGGGUCUUACACUGUCAAAGGGUGUACAGCAGGACGUCACUUUGUCUUUGUGGUGCCUAGUACCCUGGUGGAGUCCACUGUGUCCCCUCCCCUGUCCCUGAAGGCCAGUAACGUGUCGUGCACCCCCCAGAGGUUGAUGCGCACUGACUCCACCCUCUCUGACGUCUACACUGUACCCCUCCACGGCUGUGGAGUCCAGAAAUAUGAGGCAGGGCAGACGGUCGUCCACCUGUUGGAGGUCAGAGGUUUCCAGGCUCCGCCCACUGAGGCUGGCGGCACACACCAGGACGCUCCUAUCAGGCUGAUGGUGGAGUGUAUGGGCUCUCCCGGGAUGCCAGGGAAGAUCACCAUCAGGAGGAUGAGCCCGUCUCCGUCUCCUCCAGUCCAGACGCCGGGCAGGGCUGCCUCUAGCUCCAUGGCUGUCCAGCUGCGCAUCGCCACAGAUGAGCAGUAUAACCACUUCCUCCCAGAGCCCCACCUCCCCCUGGCUCUGCUCCUGGGCCGGCCCCUGUACCUGGAGCUGGUCCUGCUGAACCCCCCCGAGCCUGGCUCAGUGCUGCUCGUCCACCACUGCCUGGCCUACACACAGUCUCCUCACACCGGCUGGAUGCUCGUCUACGACGGCUGUCCCAGAGACGGAGCACUCCCGGCCUCUCCCCCAAGUGACACCCGGAGGCUCACAGUCACCGCCUUCCAGGCCCUGUCCACACAGAGACCCCUCCCCCUCCAGACAGGAAGUACUACCCCCCACCCAGAGAACCCAGAGGUGCACUUCCUGUGCUCCACCGAGGUGUGUUCCCCCACAGACAGGGACUGCUCUGUGGGCUGCAUCACUGUCAGGUAUGUGGAACAUGGAUUCUUUUAGGUGGCGUUGCAACUGAUACUGGAAUUUAACGCCAUUUAUUGAUAAGCAUAUACUGAGUGGAGGAAACCAUGUGACCACCUGACUUGUAUGGUUAUUGCUUUGUUCCAUUCUGAGCCCUCUCUGUUACCUGGAUUUCAAAAAAGCUUUUAUACGUUACAGAUGGUAAAGGAUCUCAAAAGUUUGAAUAACAAGUAUGUAACUUGACAAGGGCCCAGUAAUCUCCCUCCGGUUAUGAAAUGGCACCACCUGGUGGAUGCAGUGAAUUGUUGACCCCUGGCCUAUACAGUACAUGCCAAUGUAAUUUUAGAUGUGAUUGAGAUCAUUUUACUUACAGAGAUGUCAAGGAUGUAGAAGGCCUGUUACACAGACUGUCAGGGUACAGUAAGCUUAGAACCCCCUCAGAUAAAUUCAGUGAAACGUGGAAUAUUCAAAAACCUUCCACGGGUACCUCACACUACUGAGCAUGUUUACUGUCCAUCUCUUGAGGCUUAAUGUGGUAAUGCUGCCAUGUGUAAUUUUGUUUUCUAGGACCAAAGCUGAAUCGUUGAGCUGAAUAAACAGUAUAUUGACAAUGUGUUAAUGUGUUUUUACUGAAAUAUUCAGUCAAGAAAUGAAGCUGGGGCUUGUGAAAAAGUAAAUAUUUAUUUUUAACAGACUAUGCAUCAGACUCAGUAGUACAAUGCAUACAGUAGAACUACCUACAACAGUGUAAAAACAAGCUUUAGAACAUGAAAUUCUACUAGACACUUGGAACUUCCUUUGGGAAAUGUGGGAAAGAGAUUCUCUGGAACAGAGGCCCUUGGGUUCCCUUUGGGUUCUGUAAUGUGAGACUAGGCGUGUGUGGAAGAGUAUACAGUCAGAUG
This is a messenger RNA of Hypomesus transpacificus, 4453 nucleotides long. Its product is annotated as proline-rich protein 36-like. The transcript has 12 exons. The coding region runs from base 156 to 3590 and encodes 1144 amino acids. The record is from RefSeq and is a predicted model, not a curated record. Gene Ontology annotation, biological process: binding of sperm to zona pellucida; prevention of polyspermy. NCBI's taxonomy places the organism in Eukaryota, Metazoa, Chordata, Actinopteri, Osmeriformes, Osmeridae. Gene Ontology annotation, cellular component: egg coat. Gene Ontology annotation, molecular function: structural constituent of egg coat; acrosin binding.